UGGCCCAUGCUUCCAUUUGGUCCGGGAACGAGCCGCGCCGCACCAGGCUCGCUCGCAUCGCACCCCAUCCGACCACGACCUUCCCGGCGGCGAUGUUCCUGCGGCGACUCAGCACGUCGGCCUCCGCCGCCCUCCGACGCCGCCGCCGCGGCGCCAACGACGACGGGGUCCUGGCCGCCGUGCGCGCCGAGAUCGCCCACGAGCUCUCCUCCGACUCCAACGACUCCUCGCCUUCCCUCCACCCGCAGGACGAGAUCCCCGGCUUCGCCACCGUGUCGGACGCGCCGCGCGCGCAGGACCUGCUCCUGCGCCGCUGCCAUCGGGACAGCGGGCCCGCCGAGGAGGUCCUCGUGUCGGCGCUGCUAGCCCCGCUGCGGUUCGACGGCGACGAGCCGCUCCCCAGGGACGCGCUCAUGAAGGUGUUCGUCUGCAAGCCUGGAGUGGCGCCGCUGCUGCGCUUCGACUGCCAUGCGGCGGCGGCGGCGGCGGGUGACGGCGAUGCAGCUGCUGGCUACGAUAUUACUGCCUUUUCCUAUCACGAGUUUCCCGGCGACGACGGAGAAAGCAAGUAUGAAGGGCCGAGUUUCGGAGAUUUGGAUCCUGAGCUACAGGCUGCACUGAAAGAAUACCUGACUGCAAGAGGCGUGAACUCCGAACUGGCCAGCUCGCUCCGUCAACACUUGCUUCGGAAGGAGCGCGUCCAGUACGUGAACUGGCUCAGAACAUUGGAAGGGUUGUUCACCAAAGAUCGCUGAGUUAGCCGAAAAAGAAAAAGGAAAUACUAUCACUGAGACACUGACCUAAUCCUAGUCUCUAUUUAACUUUUGGGUCGUCAGACGGUCGGUCUAUGAAGUCUUCGUUAUGAUGAUUCUUGUCGAGUUAUUUGAAGUUUGAUCGCCGGCUGCACGUCUUGUUUUGACUGGCUGUGAAGGUGGAUUUAUGAACAAAGGUGUCCUUCGUGCUAUGGUUGCUUCUUUGCUUGGUCGCUUAUAGACCGUCGUUAAUAACUUUCUAAUACCAA
Messenger RNA from Brachypodium distachyon (stiff brome), 1021 nucleotides. RefSeq lists its product as uncharacterized. The record is from RefSeq and is a predicted model, not a curated record. Gene Ontology annotation, cellular component: mitochondrial matrix. NCBI's taxonomy places the organism in Eukaryota, Viridiplantae, Streptophyta, Magnoliopsida, Poales, Poaceae. Bases 93 to 755 code for a protein of 220 amino acids. The transcript has 2 exons.